Messenger RNA from Gryllus bimaculatus (two-spotted cricket), 2148 nucleotides. NCBI's taxonomy places the organism in Eukaryota, Metazoa, Arthropoda, Insecta, Orthoptera, Gryllidae. The record is from the annotation of a GenBank genome assembly.
AUGGAGGUUCUCGCAAGGGCUCCGUGUGCGGAGCGCCGCGACGGCCGAGUAUCCUUGGCAUCGCGGACCCAAACUUUGGUAAUGAAGAUGGGUCGGUCGACGAUUGCCAUGGUUUACAGGAGAGCCAACGAAUGUUCUAAUGAAGAUUCUAAAAUUUUUCUCAAAGCCAGCAUCACGAUAGAGAAGGUUGAUCAACUUCAGAUCGUGAAUGGAUUUGAAAAUAUGAUCCAGUUGUACCUACUGAACGUAUCUUAUCUCGAUCCGGUGUCACGUUAUCUCGUCAGCGUCAAGCGCUAUGAUGCAUCCACCACGUACUGGACGCGUCAAACGCGUGACUCACCCACUCCAAAUACCCGGUGGCUUCACCUUCCGAAUGCUUUCGGCGUGGAACCUAACGCACCUCUUGCAGCGGCCGCGGAGAACGGAAUGGCGCUUGCCGCCACGCCGCCGCCGCCGCCGCCGGAUGACUCACGGUCACGUGGGAAUCGAUGGCGGCGGCGCCGGCCGGUGCGGAGCGAUGCACAGACGCUCCAAGACCACGGGAAGCGAGGGGGGCCGCGCCGCCGACUGCGGGACCCAAACAUCGCGAGUCCGUUGACGUUUGAUCAGUUACUGUGUCAUACAAUCGGGAGUUUAAAUGUCACUACUGUAGGAGCCAUCCGAUUGGAUGCCACCGUAACGGUUGCUAUACGUCAACGGAUUCAUAACAUGGACUCCUUUGAGGACCAUGGAAAUAUACAAAAUCUUCCAGAUGAAGUGCUUCUGGAAAUAUUUCAAUACAUGAGUCUUGAAGAACUAGUUACAUGUAUUCAAAAUGUAAGUCUCCGAUGGAGAAAUGUUUCGCAACAUUCUGUCCGGCUGUGGAAAAAUAAGAUAUAUAAACCAGUUUCAAGAGUUACUGAUGAAGAAAUCAUUGCCACACUAAAAAAAAUGCCCCAGCUGAGAACUUUUGUUUUUAAUCCAGAUUGUUUGAAAUUAGAUGAAAUUAUUAAUGUGUUGUGUUCACAUUGUAAACAUUUACAAACACUUGUUUGUGAUGGUUUUGGUGUUUCAACUUCUCAUUUGCAGAAGAUGGUUAAUAGUCUGCAUGAUCUUGAGUGGUUUCAGUUAUCUCAGUGUCAUAUAAUAGAUCAUAUAUCUCUCUCCCUUCUAAGCCAGUUCAAGAAACUCAGAAAAUUAACAUGUGUGAAUGUAGGGCCUGCUUCUACUUUCAUUAGAGCUAAUAAUGAAGUUUUUCAGUCACUUGAACACAUUGAAAUAAUUGCUUAUUGUUCAUGUGACAGAGGGGGAAUUCAUGAAGAUCAAAUAAAUAAGGAAAUUCUUACUAAAAUGUUUCAAUAUUGCCCGUUUCCAAAACUAAAAAAACUAGAUCUCAGCAACUGCCUGAAUAUAAGUGUACACACUUUGCGAGCAAUGCACAAAAGCUGCCCAGGUGUGCAAGAACUACAUUUCAGUCAUUGUGUACAUUUUGAUGAUGAAUGUUCUCUAGUUUUAACUCAGUUUCCAGAAUUACUUUCACUUGACUUAUCAUGCUGCAAUGGAGUUUCUGAUGAAGGUUUGUCUUACCUUGCUCGAUGUCCAAAACUUGAAAUGUUAGACCUCAGUUGGCGAAUGACUGUGGGUGGACUUUACUCUGAUGAAGUAACCAGUUUUGAAUGGAAUCUGACUUGUGAAGAACAAUUUCCAUUUUCACCGUCCUCUAUUUCAAUUUCUGAUUCUGUCUCGGAAACAGAAGCAAUUGCUGCAUCUCCUGAAACUUCUUGGUCAGCUAGCGUGCAUUCAAGAGAAGGACAAUUACCUUAUAGGGUAUUUCCACAGCUUGACAUUGCAGAUUGUCAAACUCAGCAUAACGAUAUAACGAGGACCAAAAACCGCCCAUGGUGUGAUUACACUGUAAAAAAGAAGGCGCAACAUUUAAUAUUCAUUCAAAGGACAGACAUAGAAAGGCCUACAGAUUAUGUACGUCUUCUAGAUUUGCUCGCGUACAGUAUUGUGCCCAGCAAGUAUUUGUGGAAAAAGCUUAAGAAACCUGUGACCCCGCGGCGCGACUAUGUUCCAGACAUGCACCGUAGUGACCGUUAUAAAGACACCGUAGUGACAGUGAAACCCCACAUUAAAAUGAGCCAACUAGUAACAGAUAUGAACUAA